Postia placenta MAD-698-R-SB12 is the source of this 2781-nucleotide messenger RNA. RefSeq lists its product as hypothetical. The record is from RefSeq and is a predicted model, not a curated record. The transcript has 9 exons. Bases 1 to 2781 code for a protein of 926 amino acids. NCBI's taxonomy places the organism in Eukaryota, Fungi, Basidiomycota, Agaricomycetes, Polyporales, Adustoporiaceae.
AUGUUCAUGACGUCGACUCGACAUGUAUCGGCGUCCAUCCUCCUUCGCAAGCAACCGGCAGCGCUGUCCCUCGAUCACUCUCUGUCUCUGUCUGCCAGCGUCUGCACGUCCCUCGAUCGCUUCCAUCCGUGCUCCGGCGCGUCUCUCACUGGCCGCGUCAAGGCAGACCCCUCGCGCAUGCAUCCCGGUCCCCAUGGCGCAGCACGCUGUUCCCCUCGCCCCGCUCGCAUCCCGCCGUCGCACGCAUACCGGCCCCUCCUCACACACUCGGCCGCAUCCCCGCCCAGCGCGCCCGCGCCCGUCGUCCCAGCUACAUGCAAAGCCGUUCUCGGCCGCGUCUCCGUUCCCGCCCCCGUCUCUAUCUCGUCAUUCUACGGCCGUCUCUGUCACCCACGCCUGCCCGCUCUCGCUCCACCUGCAAAUCCAACAUCCCCUGACGCCGUAGAGGGGACGCGCUGUGCUGUCACUGCAUCCACCCGCCCUCCAUUCACGUCUCUCGGCGCGCCGUCGUCCCGCCUCCCCGCCCCUGCGUCGUCAUCGUCGAUCUCGCACGCUCGAUCGCUGCGGCUGCGUCUCUCACUGGCGUCCGCUCGCCGAUCGCUCUCCCCGCCCCCGCGAACGAGGCCACGCGCACGCCGCAUCGCAGCCAACUCCCACACGCUGCAGACGCUGUGUCUGCCGCUCGCACAUGUCAGCUUUCUAAACACUCGCGCGCGCGUACAGAUUCCCCGCAUCACGGUGUCCCCCUCACACAGCCGCAGCCUCCACUUCUCGCGCAUUCCAGCCCGGGCCGUCUGCAACCUCCCCAUCUCAGCGCAACAAGUCCACGACCUGCAGCCUGCACCCGCGCCCGCAUCUCCCAACGGAAUACGACCCACACAUCCAGCACCUCUACGUCACGCUCGCCGCCGCACCAGAUUCCGCUCCCGCACUACUCCGUCCAUAACGCCUGCGCCUGCGCUCCCAUCCAUCAUAUUCACGCCGUACGCACACCAGCCCUUCAACGUCGGCCCAUGGUACCUGCAACACACAAAGCACGAUCCCACGCACGGACACUUCCUCUCCCGCGUCACGGCGCCCAGCCCCGCCGCGUACCUAACGCAACACCCGCACCCGAACUACGCGCAUCUCCGCCGGGGCGCCCGCCUGGGCUUCUCGCGUGUCGCCGCGAGCGGACCAGACAUGCAUCCCUGCACAGACAGUGCGUCAAUGGCAGGACGCGCGCGUGCGGCGCCCAUGUCCGCGUCCUGUCGUGUGUUCCGUACGCGCGCCGCGGGCAGUCGUCCGCCUGGCAACCCACCCGCAGGGCAGCACGCGCGCCGGCGUCGCUCCCGGGAGAUCUUGCAUGCGCAGGGCAAGGCUUGUGCGUCCACCCACGGGACGUCAUGUCCGCCUGCGCGCCGGGGCUGCUUUCCGCGGCGUUUGCGCGAUGCCAUGACGGCAAGCGCGUUGGUCACGGUCGGCACGGGGAACUCUGAUGGCGUGAGCCGACAGCGCGCCGCCCCGGUAUGCAGAAUGACAGGGCGCCGGGAGUGUGCAGAUAGGCGGGGCUGCUCCGCCGCGCAGUGUAAGCAGCAGACGAGGAGAGAGGUGUUUGGGCGAGCCGGGCAGAGUGUGCACACACCGUGUCCGUCGGUCAACAGGACGACGAGUGCGGGCCCGCAUGCGGUGCCCCGCUUGCGCACAGAGUACGACCAUUAUGCCCGCCCAAGCUGCGGCAUCACGCGACCGUACGCGGGUGUUCACGACGCGCACCCUGCCCACAUCGACGCUUUGAUUACUAGCUUCGCCGUGCUCUGUUGCGACACCGGGAGGCUGACGGGCUGCGGCCAGAAGGCACCCGGCGUGUGUUGCGUUCCGUCGCGGUGCGUCGUCGCGCGGCGACCGCGCGUGCAGCGCCUUCUGAACGGCCCUGGUUGUCGUGUCUGCCAUCUUCCAUCUGUGCGCGGCGACGCCUGCCGAGCUCGGUAUUCCACCGCGCCCACCCCGGUCUGUAGCGCGCCGCACGCCGCACGCCGCACGCCCCAUGUCCAUGCGUGUCGCCCGCACGGAAUCAAGUCUCCAGACGCGCGGCGUGCGGAGACGGUCCGCGUCUCCCUCGUUACAUCGCCAAUCAGCCAAGGGCUUGCAUCCUCGGCGUGUGGAGAUCUGAGUGGCCCGCCUCAUGGUCAGUCGAUCCGACGCCUGGCACUCCCCGCGGCGGCGUUGGUAGUGAGUGGGGUGCUCGUGCUUGUGACCCUGGGUGCGGGCACCCGCGCGUCGCUCUCGAACGACGGCCUCCUCGACUCUCUUGCACAGCCAACAAUGCUGUCUUCGCGGCCGGCCGCGCCGCUUGACAUGCCCUCCGACCUCCCUGGUCCACCGCCAAUGGUCGAUCUUUGUAUACCGCCGUCUCGCCCUGCGCUUUCCGAUCCACCCGAUCCUCCUGACGCGGCCACGCCAGUUCUCCCGCGUGCGACGGCGACAACUCGCUCUGCACGACGCCUGCCGAGCGGCGGCAGGACGACACUAUCGCGUGAGUUGUUGCCCCCACCUCCGCACGCCAUGACCCCGCGCGCAGUGCUGAAGCAGACGGAUGGCGCGCUGUCGUCUGUCCCUUCGGUCUCCCGCAGCCCGGUCACUCCACCGCUCCCCGGUCAUCCCCCGUCCUCUCCCGACUUCGUGCACCGCACCCUCGGCAUGCAACGCGAGAAGGACGGCGUCGCGCACGCACCAGAGCUUGCGCGCUGCCCGCCCGUGCAACGCGCUCCGGUGCCGCACAAUACUCAAAGUGUGCAGUGA